Messenger RNA from Aspergillus bombycis, 1479 nucleotides. Its product is annotated as enoyl-CoA hydratase. The transcript is spliced from 3 exons. NCBI's taxonomy places the organism in Eukaryota, Fungi, Ascomycota, Eurotiomycetes, Eurotiales, Aspergillaceae. The record is from RefSeq and is a predicted model, not a curated record. Gene Ontology annotation, molecular function: catalytic activity. Bases 1 to 1479 code for a protein of 492 amino acids.
AUGGCCGCCAAAAAAAGUCCCCAUAAUGCUGAGCGACGCCGACUCCAUCCCGCUCAACUAAACCAGCGGCCAAGAAGCUGGCAAGAUAGUCGACCAACCCUCGGGCUUCUUCAUGGAACUCGCCAAAUCACUCCAGAGGCUGCGCGACGCCGGCGGGAGAACAGAUUCAGCCAUCCGCGGACCUUCAGCUUUAUCAGCGAUGCGGAGUUGGAUUCCUUUGCGGGCGUGUCCAUCCCCGGUAGACAUGCGCCGCUGAGAGAUCUCGGUCAGGAUCUGCAUCUUGAUUGCAUCUUGCGAUACUUCCAUGCCAGGAGUCGUCCCGCAGCUGCUAUUUGUCAUGGGCCGUUUGCGUUCUUGAGUGCCACGUUUGCUGGCGAGGGCGACUUUGCAUGUAAGGGGUACCGGAUCACCUCCUGGAGUGAUGUCGAGGAGAUGAUGGAGACCAUGAUGGGUGGGGAGAUUGAGAAGGUGGAGUGUGAUCUUUGGAAUGAAGGCGCCAUUUUGGUCGAAGGCGCGAAUCCUACGGCUGCGAACGCUUUAGGAGACCAGCUUCUGCAAAUGUUGAGUCCCUGCGAUCAACAUCCUUCAACAAUGCAAGCAAAAUCCUUCAAGACGAUAUUCUACCAGAAGUCCCCGGACGGUAAGAUCGCAUACAUAACCCUGAACCGUCCCGACCGAUUCAAUGCAAUUGACCAGCACCUGCCAAGAGAUCUCCGGGAUGCAGUCAGACGGGCCAACGCAGACCCUACCGUACACUGUAUCAUCCUCAAAGGGAACGGGCCCGGAUUCUGCGGGGGCUAUGAUCUCGACAUCUACGCGCAAAAUGCGCAGCGUGGCGAGACGCAUGGCUCACAGGAUCUGUCGAAGGGAUACGACCCAUUAGUUGACUACGCGAUGAUGAAGGAGAACACCGACUGUUUCUCGGAACUGUUCCAUAGCCACAAACCGACCAUCGCCCAGGUGCACGGCGCUGCGGUGGCGGGCGGGAGUGAUAUCGCCCUGUGCUGUGACCUGGUCAUCAUGGCGACUAAUGCGCGCAUCGGGUAUCCGCCGAGUCGCGUCUGGGGUUGCCCAACUACUGCCAUGUGGGCGUACCGCAUCGGAGUCGAGAAGGCCAAGCGGAUGCUCUUCACCGGUGACUUGGUCAGCGGCGCUGAAGCGGCGGAGAUGGGCCUGGUCCUGAAAGCGGUGCCUGAGGAGCAGUUGGAGGAAACAGUACUGUUGCUGGCAAACCGCAUUGCGUCGGUCCCGCAAAACCAACUCUGGAUGCAGAAACAGGUCAUCAAUGGCCUUAUCGAUGGUCCUCUUCUCAGAAGCCAGAAACUGGCUACGAUAUUCGAUGGCAUCACCCGCAACUCCCCGGAAGGUGUUGCGUUCCAGGAACUGAGCAAAGAUAAAGGAUUCAAGGCUGCCAUAAAGGAACGCGAUAGCCCGGCGAGGUCGGAAAGGUAUCAGAAGGUGUGGAAGAGUGUGCUAUAG